AAAGGGAGAGGCUGCGCAGAGCGGAGUUGUUGCCGUCGUCGAGGCCCAGCAGGGAUGUCGGGAAGCCGGCAGCCGCCCCAGCACUCCGCGGCCCCCCAGGGCUCUUCCUCUUCUUCCUCGGUGACCACUUCGGCCUCUUCGGCCACCGCCCCGGGCUCCUCGUCCUCCUCGUCGUCGUCCCUGGGGGCCCCUGCGCGGCCUGUGCUGGUGGCGGCCGCCGUCUCCGGCUCUUCCAGCGGCGGCCUUUCGAGGCUGGCGGGGGCUGCCCGGGCCGGGGCUGGAGGAGGAGACGGAGGAGGAGGGGGAGGAGGCAACAACAGCAGGAAGAGGCCUCUGCUGACCCCGCUCUGCAAUGGCCUCCUCAACUCCUACGAGGACAAAAGCAACGACUUCGUCUGCCCUAUCUGCUUUGAUAUGAUUGAAGAAGCAUACAUGACAAAAUGUGGGCACAGCUUCUGCUACAAAUGCAUUCAUCAAAGCUUGGAGGACAAUAACAGAUGUCCAAAAUGUAAUUAUGUUGUGGAUAACAUUGACCAUCUUUACCCCAACUUUUUAGUGAAUGAGCUUAUUCUUAAACAGAAGCAAAGAUUUGAGGAAAAGAGAUUCAAAUUGGACCAUUCAGUGAGUAGCACCAAUGGUCAUAGGUGGCAAAUAUUUCAAGAUUUGCUGGGAACAGAUCAAGAUAAUCUUGAUUUGGCCAAUGUUAACUUAAUGUUAGAACUUCUGGUCCAGAAGAAAAAACAACUGGAGGCAGAAUCCCAUGCUGCCCAGCUACAAAUUUUGAUAGAAUUCCUGAAGGUUGCCAGGAGAAAUAAAAAAGAGCAACUGGAGCAGAUCCAGAAGGAGCUGAGUGUUCUGGAAGAAGACAUUAAGCGAGUAGAGGAAAUGAGCGGCUUGUAUUCACCAGUCAGUGAGGACAGUACUGUUCCUCAGUUUGAAGCUCCCUCACCUUCACCCAGUAGCAUUAUCGAUUCUACAGAAUACAGCCAGCCUCCAGGAUUCAGUGGCAGUUCCCAGACUAAGAAACAACCGUGGUAUAACAGUACAUUAGCAUCAAGGCGGAAGAGGCUUACAGCUCAUUUUGAAGAUCUGGAGCAAUGCUACUUUUCUACCAGGAUGACACGAGUAUCAGAUGACAGCAGAACCUCAAGCCAGCUGGAUGAAUUUCAGGAGUGCCUUUCCAAAUUCACCCGUUAUAAUUCUGUCCGACCCCUGGCAACGCUGUCUUAUGCUAGUGACCUCUACAAUGGAUCCAGUAUAGUGUCCAGUAUUGAAUUUGACCGGGAUUGUGACUAUUUUGCCAUUGCUGGAGUGACAAAGAAGAUUAAAGUCUAUGAAUAUGGCACAGUGAUUCAGGAUGCAGUUGACAUUCAUUAUCCUGAGAAUGAAAUGACUUGUAAUUCCAAAAUCAGCUGUAUCAGCUGGAGUAGUUACCAUAAAAAUCUCUUGGCCAGCAGUGACUAUGAAGGUACCGUCAUCUUGUGGGAUGGGUUCACAGGGCAGCGGUCAAAGGUCUACCAGGAGCAUGAGAAAAGGUGCUGGAGUGUAGACUUUAAUUUGAUGGAUCCUAAACUCUUGGCUUCUGGCUCUGAUGAUGCAAAAGUGAAACUGUGGUCGACUAACCUGGACAAUUCAGUUGCAAGUAUUGAGGCCAAGGCAAAUGUGUGCUGUGUGAAAUUCAGUCCAUCCUCUAGGUAUCAUCUCGCCUUUGGUUGUGCAGAUCACUGUGUUCAUUACUAUGAUCUUCGGAACACUAAGCAACCAAUUAUGGUCUUCAAAGGACAUCGCAAAGCUGUUUCAUAUGCAAAAUUUGUUAGUGGAGAGGAAAUAGUCUCUGCGUCAACAGACAGUCAACUAAAGCUGUGGAAUGUAGGGAAGCCACACUGUUUGCGUUCCUUUAAGGGUCACAUCAAUGAGAAGAAUUUUGUAGGUUUGGCAUCUAAUGGAGACUAUAUCGCCUGUGGAAGUGAAAAUAACUCCCUCUACCUGUACUACAAGGGCCUCUCAAAGACACUACUAACCUUCAAAUUUGACACUGUCAAAAGCGUCUUGGAUAAGGAUCGUAAGGAGGAUGACACAAAUGAAUUUGUCAGUGCUGUGUGCUGGAGGGCACUGCCAGAUGGGGAGUCUAAUGUGCUAAUUGCUGCUAACAGCCAAGGUACAAUUAAGGUUCUGGAGCUGGUAUGAAAGGUGUUCUGUCUCUUAAGGCUUUGAAUACUUGAUUCUUCUUUCAUCUGAGAUGCUCAGUGAGGCACAGAACUGAAGCUAACUUGCUCUUCCUUCUUAGAGUGGUCAUAUUUUGAAGAGUUUCUUUUCAUUAUGGACACUAUUAGGUCAUCUUGGUACUUGGAAUUACCAGUGGAAUCAGUACCAUCAACAUUAAUUCCACAGACUUUGCUGCUGCUGACUCUGUUGCUUAUCUAAUUUUUAUGAUGGGGGGGAGGAUAAAUGGGUUCUUUUAAAUAAAAGCUGAUACUGAAAAAAUAAUGAUGAAACUUCAUUGAGCCACACAUGGAAAUGAGAUAUACUUUUGUUGAUAAGCAUGAUUCAAGGUUUGCCCUUGUAGCAGGACUAUGUACAAGGGCUGUGCUUUGGAGUUACCCUCUUGAUUACUGUUUCUAAGUUUUUUUCAUCAUUUUCACCAGAGAAGAAGAAGCUCACAUCACAACUGGAAUACAGUACCUUGAGCAUGUGUCUUCUGAUCUGAGGCCCCAAGUAAACUUUGUUUUAGCCUUGUUGGUUUUUAUUUGUAGAAUGAUCUAUGUAUUCAGGCAAGUUUACCAUGUAAAAGAUUGGCACCCUCUCUUCAAUCUAAUAAAUAUUUUGUCUAUCCUGAUGUGAAAGGACCACUUCUAAGGGCAUACAGACAACUUGAUCUCCAGGUUCCUAGACUUAACUUCUCCUGACUGUCAACUAAGUAAGAAUGCUGUCUGUGAUGCAGACGGGGAGACUGGAAGAAGAUCUGACACUGCUUACUUGUUCUCCCAUAGUCCACCAAACUGUCAAUAAAUAAUGACUAUUUGUCUCUUUCAUUCUGAGUUGUACUGGAAUUGUUCAACUGGAGUUAAAAGCAACGAUGCCUAUUCACACAUGAUCCAGUUUGUUCACCCUCAACCACCCCAUCCCCAAUCUGUGUCACUUGUAGAAGCCCAGCAUUUUCAGUGUUGUAAUAUAUUUGAGAAACAGGUUAUGGUAGCCUUAUUUUUUAAUAAACAUGCAUACAUUUAGUUGUACAAGUGGAGAGAAUGGGGAAAUAAACUGUGAUUCCAAAUACUUCAUAUUGUUAAUUUGUCAUCCAGUAAGUAAAGGCUUGUUUGUGGGGAAGGAUUUUUCCUCUUUGUACUGGAUACAGUAGUAAUUCUGUUGCCAUGGCUUGGAAGAGUUCAAUGUCUACCAAUUAUUUGAUUGGAUUAAAUGCUCCUAAAAGAAGACAUUUUAAAAUACUUUUUCAUACAAAAACCCAUAAUCAAUGGCAAGUAUAAAAAGAACCAUUCCCUAUUCUCCUACAUAGGAGAGAAUACCACUUUGAAGAUGAUUCUUACUACAGCGCAGGUUUGCGUUUUUAAAAAGUAUGCUUCUUGCUUCAAAAAUAUUGGUACUCUUGUACAAACUGAAUUGAUAAGAUGAAGUGAUUAAAACUCUUAUGAUAAAUUAAAUUAUUUCUUUUAAUACCAA
Sceloporus undulatus (fence lizard) is the source of this 3675-nucleotide messenger RNA. RefSeq names its product COP1 E3 ubiquitin ligase (gene COP1). The transcript has 20 exons. The coding region runs from base 55 to 2187 and encodes 710 amino acids. NCBI's taxonomy places the organism in Eukaryota, Metazoa, Chordata, Lepidosauria, Squamata, Phrynosomatidae. The record is from RefSeq and is a predicted model, not a curated record. Gene Ontology annotation, biological process: proteasome-mediated ubiquitin-dependent protein catabolic process. Gene Ontology annotation, molecular function: ubiquitin protein ligase activity; protein binding.